Vollenhovia emeryi is the source of this 669-nucleotide messenger RNA. RefSeq lists its product as uncharacterized. The record is from RefSeq and is a predicted model, not a curated record. Lineage: Eukaryota; Metazoa; Arthropoda; Insecta; Hymenoptera; Formicidae. The transcript is spliced from 4 exons. The coding region runs from base 52 to 648 and encodes 198 amino acids.
AGCUCUUCUUGUAUUGAGGAAGAAGAUACGUCUUCCGUGUCAAAUGCUACAAUGGCAUCAAUUCCUGUUACAGAAAAUUAUUUACAAGAAACAGAUACAGAGAAAAAAAAGCAGGAACAGAUGAUGGAAGAGUUGAAAACCUUAACUGAAAAAGUUGGUCUAACUCCUCAUGUAAAGGCUUUAAUGAAAGAAACAUUUAUAAAUAGGAAAAGAAUUAUUGAUAAUUCGGAUUCUAUAAAAACAGUUGUAUCCAACUUUCCUUUUCUUUUGGACACUGAAAUGAUUCUUUUUGAAUUCAGUUUACGAGUAAAUUUAAAGGUCAAUGACAUAAUUCAAAGAAAUAAUGCAUUAAUUAUAGAACUAGGUUCUUUUUUAAAAGUACCUGAGGAUACGAAUUCUGAAAACAGAAAAUUAAAUAUCUUGGAAAAACUGUAUUUAAACUAUAAGCCAAAGAGAACAGCAAAAAAAGUUCCGCAGCUGUUCACCGUGAAGGAUGCUUUGUCGCCCCCUGGCGACGAAUUAGUCACUAAAGAAACUGAAGGUCCACGACUAGUCACUUAUGUGGAAAAUAAUGUUAUAACUGCUGCUUUUGUUGUUGCGGAUGGAAAAAGAAUUAAAAUUAAUAAGCCCUCUACCACUGAAUCAUGAAGAAUAGAGAUAAGGAGACCG